AUGCCCACACGGCUCCUUCAGAUUUGGCAGCGCCUUUUAGCCUCUGGCCUUUACUUAGGUGACCAUAUGUUUCGAGAAAAUGUUCAAUGGUCCUGCAUUGGCAAAGCCAACCGGCUUAUUGUCAAGCCCAAUUCUGAUGCACCAGAUGAUGCUUCUCCAUCUCCUGAAUCUGGGCCAGAUAUGGCAGUUCUUAGCUCUGUCAUACAGAUAUCUUCAGGUGAUUACUAUCUUACUGCUGAUGGUGGCUACAGGGGAGCUUCCUCCUUUUGGCCAGAGUUUGCCACUGUCAAGCCUUCAUGUGCUAAUGAAUGGCCUGACAUUGAUCCAUUCAAGACCAAUUUUAAUGUUGUUAAGGAGAACAUCAAGUGGUUGCAGGACAUUGCUACAACUGACAGCUUUGUCCUUAAACGUGGCCUGGUUCCUCCAUACACUGAUAACUUUCACUUCAAAUCACUUCAAUGUGGUGAGGCAGGCUUUGAUGAUUCUGAGGAUGCAGUGGAUUCCACAGAGGAUACUGAGGAGAACUCUGCUAAGGCUGACCUUGAUGGCAUAUUUCUCAUUGAAAAUUGGCUGGCCUUCAAUGAUGCUGCAAAGGGUGGUCUUGAGGAAAUCAAGAAAACUCAUCGUGUAGUGCCCAUUCUGGCAUAUGAUAUGAAGGGGAACCUGAUUGAUCCACAGCAAUACCACUGUGCUCUUGAAGGUGCAACUGUAGAGUUACAUUUCACUCUCACACACUGGUCAUUCACUGCAAGGAAGGACCAGCCAGCAACCAUGGGUGUCGACACUUAUACAGGUGACAUUGUAAUGAUCCGCAUCAUUGCUCCACCUAUCUAUACUCCUGGGACACCCUCUAAGCGCACUGUAUUGAGAUUUUUCAAUCCUAACGAGUUGCCGACCAAGAAGAGCCAUCACUAA
Messenger RNA from Suillus subaureus, 915 nucleotides. RefSeq lists its product as uncharacterized. The record is from RefSeq and is a predicted model, not a curated record. Lineage: Eukaryota; Fungi; Basidiomycota; Agaricomycetes; Boletales; Suillaceae. Bases 1 to 915 code for a protein of 304 amino acids. The transcript has 4 exons.